GUCCUGGAGGCAUCUUAGUGCAGCCGGCAUUGUAAAUUGGCUUAUUAUAGUAUCGGCAUACUAAGACGACUAAACAACGACUAACAAAAUAAAAACGGAUAAGGCGAUCAGGUUAUUUUAAAAAUUUCAUAGCAAUAGACAUUGAAGAAUAAUUAAAAACUAUCUUGCGCAAAUAUCAACAUUAGUGUUCACAAUGUCGAAAGCGAUCAACUAUGUGUUAAUGUUCACCAUAUUAGAAAUUUAUAUUGCAAUAGGUUUAAUAUUCUUCUUACCAUCAUACACCGACGUAAAUACAAAGAUUAUUCGAGCAAUUGUAUUCACAGUAUCUGGGUGUUUCUUAUCGCUAUUUCUGCUUGGCAUGUAUCAUCAUUACCAGAAUGGAAACCACCGCAAGAAUAGUCGACGAAUAGUACGACGACAAUCAAGCCUAGAUGAUGCCAUAGCCGUUCGUGAGAUACAUACUAUAGACUAUAUGAUACCUAAUAGGCAUGCCAAGAAGAAUAAUGACGAGCAAGAUAAAAGUACAUGGCAUCCCAGAAGACGUACACUUGAUUAGCAAAUAUAACAUUAUUAUAGCAAUCUCCAGCCUUAUUUUAUAUGUAUUAGUGGAAAUAG
Molecule: messenger RNA, 615 nt
Organism: Ooceraea biroi (clonal raider ant)
Lineage: Eukaryota; Metazoa; Arthropoda; Insecta; Hymenoptera; Formicidae
Source: RefSeq, a predicted model, not a curated record